CCUGGGGCUUAGGAUUUCGGGUCCUCCCAAUCAUAAAAGUCCUUUCACGCCUUGUAAACCCCCUUAAGGCUCCCGGAUAAAAGGGAAGAGGCCCUGUUGGCUCCCACCCCACUCUCCCUGGCUGUAGGUGCUUUCUCCGCCGCUACGCAAGUGUCAAAACACCAUUGUGUUGCAGCUAGAAGAGCAGUCUAGACUUCUGAGGAAAGACGCCCUGGAGCCAGUGCUGGAACUGAGGCUCCAAUAGGCCUUGGCCCCACCUGCUGGUGGCUUGUGGGCUAAGCUCUGAGAUGUAAAGUGGGGUAGAGGGAUGGUGGAGGAGGGUGGAGAAGGACUCAGAGUCCCAGUGACGAAAAAGGUAUCACACUACGGUGGGAAGCUUCGCGCCAGGGUCAGCAAUCUAAUUAAGAGUUGCAAGCUACAACUAGGAUCCAGCAGCUGGGACUCUUCCAGAUCUGAGGACUCAGUAGGAAUUGAGGAGCCUAUGUUUCAGUUUGAAGUAGGGAACUCAGCUGCUGCAAGGUUACGCCUAGGGCGGAGUCUUCAGGUAGGACCUACAGCGGCAUUCAGCCGAGGAUUAGAGAUCAGCAUAGUGCGAAGAAUUUUAGGCUUUUCGGUGGCCCAGCAAAGUUGAAACAAGGGGGAGAAGCGAGCUGACAUCCAACUGAACAGCUUCGGAUUCUACACCAAUGGUUCCCUGGAAGUAGAGCUGAGCUUACUGCGACUCAGCCUCCAGGAGACAGAAAAGAAGUUGCCAAAGGUGGGGUUCAGCUUGAGCAGAGUUCGGUCUGGCAGUGUCCGCUCCUACUCGAGACGGAACUCCCAUGAAUGCCCUCUGGAUAGAAACAGCAGCAACUUCCUGGUCCUGUUCCUCAUCAAUAUCAAGGACCUGCAGGUCCAAGUCCGAAAAUAUGGGGAGCAGAAGUUGUUCAUCUCCCCUGGCCUUCUCCCUGAAGCUCCCACCCAGUCAGGUCCCCCGAAACCAGACCCAGCAGGCACCCCCAAGGACAACCACGUCAUUCACCCAUCUCCUACAGAGAUGUCUGCAGUCAAGGAGAAUCAGACAGCGCCCCAGGUUUCAGGGGAUAAAACUACCCCAGGGGAACACAGGCACUCAUCCGAGAGACAGCCACCCACGCAGGACCCCAGUGGGAAGGAGAAGGAUCAGGUGUUGGGACUGGGCCACCUCAAUGACUCCUACAACUUCAGUUUCCACAUUGUGAUCAGCUCCAGGGCUGAGGAAGGCCAGUACAGCCUCAACUUCCACAACUGUCACAACUCCAUCCCAGGCCAGGAGCAGCCAUUCGACCUCACUGUGAUGAUCCGGGAGAAGAAUCCAGAAGGCUUCUUGUCAGCAGCCGAAAUCCCCCUCUUCAAACUCUACCUGAUCAUGUCUGCCUGCUUUCUGGCCGCAGACAUCUUCUGGGUGUCCGUGCUCUGCAAGAACACAUACAGUGUCUUCAAGAUCCACUGGCUCAUGGCAGCCCUGGCGUUCACCAAGAGUGUCUCCCUACUCUUCCACAGCAUCAACUACUACUUCAUCAACAGCCAGGGCCACCCCAUCGAAGGCCUCGCGGUCAUGCACUAUAUCACACACCUGCUGAAGGGCGCCCUUCUCUUCAUCACCAUCGCCUUGAUCGGCUCAGGCUGGGCCUUUGUGAAGUAUAUGCUGUCGGACAAGGAGAAGAAGAUUUUUGGCAUUGUGAUUCCCCUGCAGGUCCUGGCUAAUGUAGCAUACAUUGUUAUUGAGUCCCGUGAGGAGGGUGCCAGCGACUAUGGACUCUGGAAGGAGAUCUUGUUCCUGGUGGAUCUCAUCUGCUGUGGUGCCAUCCUUUUCCCGGUGGUCUGGUCCAUUCGGCAUCUGCAGGAUGCAUCCGGCACUGAUGGGAAGGUGGCAGUGAACCUGGCCAGGCUGAAGCUGUUCCGACAUUACUACGUCAUGGUCAUCUGCUAUAUCUACUUUACACGUAUCAUCGCCAUUCUGCUGCAAGUAGCAGUGCCCUUCCAGUGGCAGUGGCUGUACCAGCUCUUGGUGGAGAGUUCCACACUGGCCUUCUUCGUGCUCACUGGCUACAAGUUCCAGCCGGCUGGGGACAACCCAUACCUGCAGCUGCCACAGGAGGAUGAGGAGGACGUACAGAUGGAGCAAGUGAUGACAGACUCUGGGUUUCGGGAAGGCCUGUCCAAAGUUAACAAGACAGCCAGUGGCCGGGAGCUGUUGUGACUUCCCUGUGUCCAGUGAGCCGCCCUCAGACCUCCUGCACCUCGCACCCCUACACUUGUCCCAAGUGUGCAGGGAGCUGGAGGGGAUGCUGCGGACAAGGCAUCCAGGAUGUGGAUCCCCAAGGAGCCUUCAGAAAAGAUGCCCUCUCCUCACCAGGGAGCAAGCAGUUCAGCCUCUUGUGGUACAAUAAGGACCAGUCUCUUGACUUGGAGGGUUCUGAGUAUCUACGGCAGGCUGCAUUUAUGAUCUCAGUUCACGGGGUGGCACGUGCCUGUCAUCCCAUUGCUCUGGAGAGCCCGGGCUUCAUAAAACCUUGAUUAGUAAACAAAUAAAGAAAAAGUGGAAUUCCCAGUGAGGGGAGGACCACCUGUUGAGCUAAA
Molecule: messenger RNA, 2601 nt
Organism: Mus musculus (house mouse)
Lineage: Eukaryota; Metazoa; Chordata; Mammalia; Rodentia; Muridae
Gene: Gpr108
Product: G protein-coupled receptor 108
Exons: 17
Coding region: 1037-2221 (394 amino acids)
Cellular component (GO): membrane; Golgi membrane; Golgi apparatus
Source: RefSeq, a predicted model, not a curated record